This is a messenger RNA of Ictalurus furcatus (blue catfish), 5174 nucleotides long. RefSeq names its product AT-hook transcription factor (gene akna). The record is from RefSeq and is a predicted model, not a curated record. Gene Ontology annotation, cellular component: centrosome. The transcript is spliced from 25 exons. Lineage: Eukaryota; Metazoa; Chordata; Actinopteri; Siluriformes; Ictaluridae. Bases 468 to 4760 code for a protein of 1430 amino acids. Gene Ontology annotation, biological process: epithelial to mesenchymal transition; neuroblast division in subventricular zone; neuroblast delamination.
CGCGUUUGGGUGAAAGUGUUUGCUCCUGUGGUCGCUUGGUGAUGGUGGGCGGGAGUCUGGAGUCUGGAGGCAGCUUGUGUGUUGUUGUUCUCUAGGUAACGGAGAGCCGAGGCCUCGGUGUCAACUUCACUGAUUUGGGGAAAAAAUAAUAAUAAAGACUAUUCUUCUAAACAUACAUGUGUGUGUGGUUCUGGAAAGCUGAAUUAGGGGACACGGCGGAUCCAGAGUCUCUCCCGAGAACACCCGGCGUAAGACGCGGAUACACCUCGGCUGGAAAUCCGUUCCAUCAUCACAGUUUAUCAAACAUGAUUUAUAGUUUCAUCACCUUGGCUAUACCUGUUCAAACCACCAUCUUAGGCAUGACGGGCAAGAGAGAGUCUGGCAUGGCGGUUAGUAAGUGGGCCAGUAAGCUACAAAUGCGCUUUUUCGAUGCGGUGUAAGAUUGAGAGAAGAAAACAAGAGGGGGCAUGGAGGGAAAAAGGAACACCACCAGAGUGCGGAUGCGUGCGUGGACCCCUGCCUCGGGAUACUCUUCACCGCCCAGCCCAGUCAGCUCACAGCUCAGCUGGGACGAAGGCAGAGAUGAGGAUUUCCGGAACCAAAUGGAUGAGAAUGGCAUCAUAGGUCUGAGAGAGACACAAGAAGAGCUGGAGGAAGAAGAUGAGGUUGUAUUAGAGGAAGAAGAGGACAUGUUUUCAGAUGUUGGGACUCCAGAGCCUGAAGAAGGUCCACCUACUGCACUGGAACAUCUCAGCUGUCACCUGAGUGAGCUGCUGGACUCUGAGCCUCUCACCCAACCCAUAGGAGAUGACUGUCUCUCACCCUCACACAAUGAUGUCGAGUAUAGUGUUUCUCUGGAGGACUGGAGUGAUGAUGAUGAAGAGAAACUUGACGACGAAGAUCAGAAGAGCAUUAACGUCCGCAGACCUAUCCCACAUUUAAGGCCAGACAGAGGUCUGGUUUCGGGAAUUACGAACGAUGAGAUUGAGGAGAUUACGACGCAUAGAGAUGAGUCAUAUCCUCUUCAAAGGAAUAUAGACCCCCAGGAUAACUGGAUGGACAGCCAUGAUGUCACCAGUCAUGAAGGAAUGGAUAAUAACGAGAACAACAAGUCUGAUAUAGCGACUUUAGAAAUGCGCGCACCCUCCCAGAACAGUUGCGAUGAGAGGAGUCAUGUGUCUUCCUCACCUUCCUUCAUAAGCGCUCCUCGGUCCCAUGUACGCCCCCCCCUCCCCGAACCGACUUUACAGGAGGAGGCGGCUAACUGUAGGAUUGAAGCUGAAACAUUUGCAGAGCUAGGUGGGUCUAACAGCAGUCGACUCCACAGCCCUAGAACUUACCAAGCUGUCAGACUGCUGCAGAAGGAAGAGCCUGCGUCUGUACUGAGUAUCUUUGAGUCAGAAAAUGGUUCGUCUGAAUUAGAGCAAAAGUCUGCUGGACCUCGUCAAAGUCGCCAUGUUUCCUCUCGUCGAAAUAUCAAUUCUACACCACAGGAGGAUUACCCAUCUUCCAGCUCUGCACAGCCUACAGCUAAAGCCUCCACGUAUGGACGCAGGAGACACCACAGACCCUCCAAAACCUCUCACACUGACCUGAAUGAUGUGAGGAAGGGCCAGCUGAGUCACCCGUUACCAGAUUUUUCCAAAGUGGAGCCCCGAGUUCGUUUGCCCAAAAGCAGCUACAAGCCCCCGAAGAGUCAGAAGCCUCCUCACAAAGAAGACUCCAAACCGGAAGGUCCUGUAGUGUUCAGAUCCCCUGCUGACAUUGUGAUGGAGGCUCUGUUGAGUAAUUCUGAAGGGCCCUCGGAUACUGCAGCCCCCACUGUCUCCCAGAAGCCCUUGAAUACUACAAUGCCUGAGGAGUUCUGGUGCCCUCUGCAGGCCAGCACUAUGGUGCAACAGCUUCAGGAGGAUUACAAUAGGCUUCUGACGAAGUAUGCGGAGGCUGAGAAUACCAUUGACAGGCUACGUUUGGAAGCUAAGGUUUGCCUGUACUCGGAUCCUCCCAAACCCAUCCAGCCUGCUCUGUCAGGUGUUUUGAAGGAGGGGUCAAAGGUUAUGACCCUGAGUUUUCCCCAGGCUCAGAGGGCACAGCUGGGAGCGGACGCUGUCCGGCCGAUCCAGCAAAGGCUCGGCUCGGCUACCAGAGAGACACCCGCUCGCCCGUCCUCUGUAGACUCUUUUUCUUCCAGCUGGUGUGAAUCUGCUGCUGCAUCUCCACUAACCGAGGCACUCUCCAAGCAGAUGGCGAGAUUUCAGCUACAGGUUAAUGAGUUUGAGAAACUACUAAAGAGCCAAAGACUUCAACCUAAUGAGCAGACACAGGGGUUGUCUCAGCUGGCCCAGGGUCAGGAUUCGAUAGAAAGGGCUUACCUUGCCGCUCGAGAUAAGCAUCAACAACUGCAGAGGCAAACAGGAGGGAAGUCAGGACCUUUUGACCCUGACAGGGAACUCGAAAGUCUGAUAUUUCAGUCGGGGUUACAAUUGGAGGACCUGAAGGAGUGGAUAGACCAGUCGGAACGUAAUCGGCUCAUAGAACCUACCCCGAGCGACCCCCCUCACUCCCUUCAGCCCUGCGUGUCUCUGAAAGAGACAGAGCCGCAGCCCGAGAAACCCGCCGCUGCAGCUCAUGCAGAGGUCAUGGUCGGCUUGGAGGUGAGUUCUGUCAGUGGGGAGAGCGAUGGAGGCAGAGAGGACGACGAAGAGGACAUGCGUCCAUCUGUCCUCCGUCCACUGAACCGCAAACAUCAACGUGUGGAGGAAGACUUUAGCAACCUGAUGGAUCGCUACCAGAACUUCAGGGAUUUUUCCAAGGUCCUAGACAGAGACCAGGCUGAUGUGGACCAGGAUUCCUCGGCGUUAAGAGAUCAUUCUCCUCACCCUGCCAGUAUUGAUAGGAUAGAAAUUGAACAGCAGUGGAGAAGCAAAGACGAGAGGGACUCGAACAAACCUCUCCAGCCACAGCCAACGGCAGACUCUCUCUCAGGCCCCUCUUGUAGCUCACAUGUGUGUAACUCUAUGGAAACUCUCCCAGAGGCCUCAGCUUCAGCAUUACCAAGGAAACAGGGCAGUGGAAGGAGAGGUAGCAUAAAGUCCCGUAGCAGCCUGGGAGAGAGAGCAGCCAUGGGAAGAAGGGCCUCUAAAGAGAAUGCACUGAGAGCACAGCUUCAGGAUGGCGUGGUAACUCCAGAAACAGAUAGCGGGUUCGUGGGCUCAGAGAGCAGUCGACUGACACCUGCAGCACAAAGCCCUGUCCAGCAGAGGGCAGCAGUGAGGGCGACAAGGCCAUCUGUCUCGCAGGAAAAGUGCCAAAUAAAUCCUAAGUCUAGCUCUCGAGCACACACACAGCCCUCUUUAGAUCCCUCUAGAGCCCAUGCCAUUGCCUCUGGAGGUGCUCCAGGAUCCUUGGGGAGAAGAGGAGAGGCAAGGAUGCGGCACAUUCCCAGUCUGUCUACUUCUAGCUCCCCCGCCUUGCGCUGGCCCAGCACACCUCUCCAGCCUUGGCCUAGUAGCGGCGUUAGCGAGCUGGAGCAACAGAGUGAAUGUGCCCAUUCCAUAUCAGAAGAUGGAACACGACAGGGUGACCGACCCGCACAGCCGUCCAAUCAGGAUCCGUCUUAUUUCAGAAGCUCCUCCCUCACUGCACCGUAUCACCAUGGUGACCACCUCAAAGCCCAAAGUUCUGGGCAGCUGGCGAAUCACCACGAGGCCAUUGAGUCUCUUCAGGCAGAGGUGCACAGACUCAGGGAGCACUUAGAGGGAACUCUCAGGACAGCCAGUCCUCCCCAUCGUGUGAGAGUGCCCCCUUCUCCCUCAAAGGACAUUAGAGACCAUGCACCUCCUCACACAUCUAUACCUCAUCCACGGCAGCGUGAUUUCAGGUCUUUGGAGAGAAAGACGGCUGGCAAGAAAGAACCAAGAGAGAGUGGGGGCACUUUAAAGGGGGAACAAGAAAGAACUAUACCAAGGAGGAGAUCAGCAUCCGUGCCCCGCCUCAGACCACAGACAGAUUCCAGUACAGAUUCGGAGCAUACCCAGUCUGAAGACAUGACACCGAAGCACAUCCGAGCAUCGCUUUUGAUGUCACACACGACCCGGAGAGCGAGGGCUGAAACUAGACGAAGCCCAAAGACCCACACAGAUGGCCAGAAGCGUAGCAUAUCUGCUGAGAGAUCGGAUGCGAGAAAGGAUGAGGCCGAAAGCAGAGGAAGGCCAGUACCUUUGUGCUUGAGCUGCUUGGCACGACGCAACAGAACCUCUGGAUGUCAAGCAAGAAACGUUAGCUCACCUAGUCACACUCGUUACUACUCUAAUCACUGUCCCCUGUGUGGAGCAACAAACAGAGAGACAGUCCUCAGAGCUGGAAAACAAAGCUCCAUGCAGAAGGAAACUCGGCCAGUGAGGUCCACACACAUGCAGACGGGGGGUAUGUACCUGGCAGUAGCACCUCCCCCUCCAGUGAUUGGCAGCGUGCCUGUGCUCCAGUGUGUGCCGGUCUGUCCUUCAGUCCUCUACUACUCCAGCCCUGUGGUGUCAGCCUCCUACCAAAAGCCUCUUUACUUUUCACUCAGUGACGGGAAAGGCUACAGGGGUCACCGUAGGCGCUCUCAAUCUGUAGACGCACAGCGCUCUCUCAACCGUUCUCUGGAGCGUGCCAUCGCCACCGCCAGUAGCGUGAGAGAGAUGUCUCAGCGCAUGGUGCACUCUCUCUCCUCAGGACUGCAUCACAUGAGCCCACUCACAAAAUCCUGCACCUACUGACGCUGCACCACUGCUCCCAGGUGACCUCCAGAGAAGCCAAACUGCAGCUUGUAGACACCUAAAACGUUCUUGACGUGAGAUUGGUAACGGAUACACACAUGGCAGCUAUACUGUGAAAAGCUUCACUUAUUGCACUGUUUACAGCUACACGGCCAUUUCGUGAAAAGCAAUUUCAUAAACAUUUCAGAUAUUGGAAAUACUAUACGUAGGGCUUUUGUUGGUGUCUAUGAUAUUUUGUACUGGGAAAUAUUCUUCUACAUUUCUGCACUAGGUUUUAUUAAUGCCGUUUAUGCACAACAUUUGAUUACAAAUGAUUUCUUAAAUGUGCUGCAUUUUGUAAUAAAUAGUCUACGUCUGUUUUCAUAAUGGAAACUGAUGCUUAUUGGACGGUUAACAAUUUGGGGAAUUGUUUGU